This is a messenger RNA of Aspergillus saccharolyticus JOP 1030-1, 1343 nucleotides long. Its product is annotated as Zn(II)2Cys6 domain-containing transcription factor afumD. Gene Ontology annotation, molecular function: zinc ion binding; DNA-binding transcription factor activity, RNA polymerase II-specific. The coding region runs from base 13 to 993 and encodes 326 amino acids. The record is from RefSeq and is a predicted model, not a curated record. The transcript is spliced from 2 exons. Gene Ontology annotation, biological process: regulation of transcription by RNA polymerase II. NCBI's taxonomy places the organism in Eukaryota, Fungi, Ascomycota, Eurotiomycetes, Eurotiales, Aspergillaceae.
GACCGAAGCAAGAUGACCUCGGCCAACCCAGACAGUAACUUGUCCUCGUUGCCCGAGGCCACGGCCAAAGCGAAAGGAAGCCGUCCAAACCGCGAGAAGCGCAAAGGCCUCCGUCUCGCCCACCGUAAGUCCAGGACGGGAUGUCAGCGAUGUCGCGCCCGACGAGUAAAGUGCGAUGAAAUGCGACCUGUAUGUCGUGACUGCCAUCGUCAUGGGGUCCCCUGUGUUUAUGACAGGCCUGCGGAGGAAGAAGCGAUCCCCUCUCGACCUGGAUUCAAUCUCGCCCACUCGAGUCCAGUCCAACUGAUCCCAGUAAUGACGCACAUACUAUGGAACUGCGUCUGCUGCAUCACUUUACUCUAUUCACCAGCGCUACUUAUGCCUGGGGCCCACUUGAAGCGUAUCAAAGACUGUUGGUCGAUCGACGUGUCCCGACUCGCAUCCAAUUACAAACCGCUCCUGCACGCCGUCUCCGCAAUCUCUGCCCUGCAUCGGUCCAAAGCUAACCCAAACGACGCUGGCUUGCUGGGUAUCCACGGCAACUUUCUCGAGCAGGCUUUGCGCGAACAUCGACCCUGUAUCAGCGGUAUAACUACGCAGACUGCGCAUGCGGUAUGCUUUACGAGCAUCCUAUUACAGAUUGAUGUAUUUGCAACCUUCCAAAACCGUCCUGUUAUUUCUUAUGAACAGGUAAAUGAAUGGAUGCGGCUAGUGCGCGGCUCAGUAGCCGUCUUUGACGCGGCCUUGGAGAUUAUAAGGCAUAAUACUCAUCCCGCCAAUAUCUGGUGUAUUAUUGACACCUUUCCUCUCUCCUUGCGGACGAAUUAUGAUGCUGGUUCAUUCUCCUUCCUGCUUCCGACUGUGCCCGACGAGGAGGACGAUGAGACGUGCCGUCGCGCUUAUCAACGCCACCUGGCUGGCCAUCGAAGCAAAGGAGCAUCCGCAAAUGAGCUGUCGCCGGCUCACGGUCUUUCCUUUGUUCGUGACGAGUGAGUUCAUUGACUUACUCGAGAAGAGGAGACCUCGCGCUUUGGUGGUUCUAGCCUACUUUCUCGCCUUGUCGGCACCGUUACGCGACUUAUGGUGGAUCGGAGACGCUGCACACAAAUACGUCCGGGUCUGCAACCAGUCCUUCCUGCCCAUUGGGAACGUUUAAUGUCCUGGCCAGUGGAAAUGAUUAUAUCUUGUGCCACACAGCAAACUUAAGUCGCUGUCCCCGCCGAAGCAGCGCCUUCACGAUCGCAGGCAUCUUCAGCGGCACCAGCUCUUUUGUGUCUGCUCAAACAAUUCGCUGGCCUCUCGCAAGUACGCUGCAAACGUUGCUGGUCUGAUAGCCGCGUCGU